AUGUCAUUUCAACCUUUGGAUGUUGACGAUUUGGGCAACAGCGGGCCUGAGGAAGUUCCCGAGACCAAGAACUUUGCGCAGUUCCAAACCGUAGACUGGAUUCAGGAAAGCACACCACUGCGGCGCGCGGGCGAGAGGCAGGCUAACGAGGCCGGCAACGCUACUGAUGCCGGAGCGCCUGUCGCGCGCUGGCGCAGGUACCGCGAUUUGGCGUGGCGCCGAUGCCAGGAGAUAAUCACGCUCACGUGCAUUGCGGUUCUGCUGGGUCUGGUCGCGGGCUCGAUCCAGAUCGUCACUGAGACGCUUGUCAACUGGAAAUCUGGCCACUGUGCGCGGAAUUGGCUCCUGAACAAGUCUUUUUGCUGCGCGAGUGUAACCAGUACCGGGCGGGGGCCACUCUCGCGGCGCGAUGAGCUGCAGUGCAUCGAGGGCGGGACCUGGAUCGACCGUACCAACCCGUUUUUAGACUUUUCGCUGUUCCUGCUGCUAUCGGUGCUUUUUGCGACUGCAAGUACACUCAUGGUGCAGUAUCUGGCGCCGAUGGCCACGGGAUCAGGCAUUUCGGAGAUCAAGGUUUGGGUAUCAGGUUUCAAAUACAAGGACGAGUUUUUGAAUUUAACGACGUUGCUUGUCAAGAGCACUGCGCUGCCACUGGCCAUUUCUUCGGGUCUCAGUGUCGGCAAGGAGGGUCCCUCGGUUCACUAUGCAACUUGCUGCGGCUUCGUCGUCACUAACCUGCUGCUUAAGCGCGGCACUCGGUUUGCGGAGCAGGCUGAGUACUUAAUUGCUUCGGCAGCUGGUGGCGUCGCAAUCGCCUUCGGCGCACCAAUUGGCGGCGUUUUAUUUGCUUUAGAGGAGAUUUCUACAAGCUCAAAUUUCAACCUCUCCAUCCUGUGGAAGUGUUACUACGUGGCACUGGGCGCCGUGGCGACUUUGCAGUACAUGGACCCCUUCCGCAACGGCAAAAUCGUCAUGUUUGAAGUCACCUAUGAUAAUCAAUGGAAAUUCCAGGAAAUACCUAUUUUUCUUAUUUUGGGCGCUUUCGGCGGCGCUUAUGGGCUGCUAAUCAGUGCCUGGAACGUUCGCUUCGUUAAUUUUCGCAAGACUUACUUGCAGGAUUGGCGGACACAGGAAGUUAUUUUUCUUGCCUCCAUCACUGCGCUUGUUUCGUACUUUAAUGAGUUUCUGAGGCUGGACAUGGCAGAGAGUAUGGGCAUUCUGUUCCAUGAAUGUGUUGCGGGCGACGGAGAGUCUCUCCGGACCCACCGCAUAUGCCAGCUUGAUACUCAGACUCACGCCGGCUCUUUUCUACAGUUGCUGGCGGCCCUUCUAAUAGCUACUGUGGUGAGGUCCCUCCUCAUAGUUGUCUCAUAUGGUUGCAGCGUUCCCGCAGGUAUUUUCGUCCCAUCUAUGGCAGUUGGUGCAACGUUCGGGCGUGCGAUUAGUUUGCUGGUCGAAAAGUGGAUCACCGGUCCCGCUGUUAUUACACCAGGCACGUACGCUUUUCUGGGUGCUGCAGCCACUCUGAGCGGCAUUACCAACUUGACAUUAACCGUGGUUGUCAUAAUGGUUGAACUGACGGGCGCAUUCUCAUAUAUUAUCCCUUUGAUGAUAGCAGUUGCGGUAACGCAUUUGAUUUACAGCUUUUUCAGCUCGAAGGGAGGGAUAGCCGAUCAAAUGAUCAUCUUCAAUGGAUUUCCCUUAAUGGAGAACACCAAACAAGACAUUGACUGUCUAGAAGGAUGUAGCGCAGAAGACAUUAUGACAUGCAGGGUUGUUUCUGUUCCCGAAACGUUGCCACUUUUCCAACUGAAGGCCAUUGUUAGUGACGCCGACCACUUGAAGCAGCUUCUGGUGAUUGACAGUGAAACCCAUGCCUGCUUGGGGUAUGUGAAUACAUCCAUUUUAAGCAGUGAAUUAACGCAUGCACAAGACAGCCAACUGCCGAAAAGCACGCCAGUAAAUUUCAUUGAGUCCAAAGAUUGGCAGUGGGAAAAUGAAACAGAAGCGAUUAACCUUUGCCACUUGGUCAAUCAAUCACCAAUGUCCGUUUCGGCCAGGACGCCUCUCAGGCUUCUGCAUCAAAUAUUUUAUAAGCUGGGUUGUAAGCUGGCAGUUGUUGAAUCUCAGGGAUCUGUUCAGGGACUUAUUACAAAAAAAGACUUCUUGGAAUUCCAAAGGCUGAAGCAUAGACAGCUCCACGGCCCUCUCUACUCUUUUGAUUUGAAGUGGGAACAGAAGCUAUGGGAGACCAUAAAAACUGUCUUUAAGGUCACUUCGCGUUAA
This is a messenger RNA of Lachancea thermotolerans CBS 6340, 2286 nucleotides long. It is a transcript of the gene GEF1, whose product is annotated as Gef1p. The transcript has a single exon. Gene Ontology annotation, biological process: chloride transport; intracellular copper ion homeostasis; transmembrane transport. Lineage: Eukaryota; Fungi; Ascomycota; Saccharomycetes; Saccharomycetales; Saccharomycetaceae. The record is from RefSeq and is a predicted model, not a curated record. Gene Ontology annotation, molecular function: voltage-gated chloride channel activity. Gene Ontology annotation, cellular component: membrane; early endosome; fungal-type vacuole. Bases 1 to 2286 code for a protein of 761 amino acids.